AUGCCGAAGAAGAUGGGUGUCAACAGCAAGGCGGAGGUCGCCAAAUCCCGGAAGACCGCCGCCGAGGCCGAGCAGAAGGAUCGCCAGACUCGGGAGAAGGAGGAACAAUACUGGCGCGAGGCCGAGGGUCCCAGAUCUAAGGCGGCCAAGAAGCGAGAGGAGGACGCGGAGAAGAAGGCGGAGGCUGCCGCCAAAAAACUGGAGGCGCGGCGUCUUGCUGAGGAGGAGGAAAAAGAGCUGGAGAAGGCUCUAAAAAAGCCGGACAAGAAGGCGAAUCGCGUCGCUGUGCCUGUCCCCAAGGUCACGGAAGCGGAGCUCAUCCGAAAGCGCGAGGAGGACCAGGUGGCGCUGGCGAAGAAAGCGGAAGACUCUAAGAAGAAACAGACCCGCAUGGCAGGGGAAGAGGAGUACGAAAAGAUGGUACUGGUCUCCAAUACCAAUCGCGACGAUUCCCUCAUCGAGGCCCAUAGCGUUGACGAGGCCCUCGCACGGAUUACAGUGACUGAUAACCUGCCGGUUGAUCGACACCCCGAGAAAAGGGUCAAGGCCUCGUUUAAGGCCUAUGAAGAAGCUGAACUUGCUAGGCUGAAAGAGGAGAAACCAGGUCUUACUCUCACCCAGUACAGGGAGGUGAUAUGGAAGACGUGGAAGAAAUCGCCAGAUAAUCCUCUUAACCAGGCUGCUGCUGAGUAA
Messenger RNA from Microthlaspi erraticum, 693 nucleotides. The record is from the annotation of a GenBank genome assembly. NCBI's taxonomy places the organism in Eukaryota, Viridiplantae, Streptophyta, Magnoliopsida, Brassicales, Brassicaceae.